UUUGGUUCUCGCAUCGUAGCCACUCACAGCGAUCGAUGUCUAGGGAUUUUCUACUGGGUUCACCAAUCAAAGGAUCCUGAGAUGAAACGAUAUUAAUUGGCGGGUCAUUCAAUUGGGUGCUGCUCGAUAAAAAAGAAAUGGCACUUGAUGGCAUCUUCGAUCGACGCGUGAAAUCAAUUAAAGUCCCGCCUGAUCGACUUUAUAUCUGUUUAACCCUUUCGUGGGCUGCGGAGAGGCGCACUUUGUAUUCAAUUAACUGUUUCGUCGCGUCUCAUGAAGAUCUCUGGGAUUCAUCGUUCAUACCUACUAAAGGCAAGGCCAGUAUAUACGGAAUGUGUGUAGGACACACACGAGGGUGGCGAUACAUGCUGCGCAGAAUCGUAUCGGUUUAUGGUGUAACAUACGAUGCAGAUGAGCCGUAUUUAAUUGUGCAGCAGUGUGAAAAGGGACCUUGGGAAGAAUAUGCCGUCGAUAGCGGCAUGCACGCUGCUCUCGCCCUCGAUAAUCAUCGUCCUCCUCCUGAUACUCGAAUGUUACCCGGGGGCGGGUGGCUCCUCGAUAAGAUCGCUGGAUGUGCCGCUGGCUGUGCGCAACGGCACCGGCCCGGUGGACCUGGUCUGCGCCUACGAGAUUGACGAGGACGAGAACGGACUUGUAAUCAAAUGGUUUCACGAAGCGUAUCAGAUCUAUCAGUGGAUCCCGCCGAUACCGCCGCAAGAUAUUGGAAUCAUCAAAGGACUCGCGGAAUAUCCAGCUGAUAAUCUGAAGGACCCGUACUCGCGUUCGGUGAUACGAUUGAGGACCGUCACGAUAGAUAUGACUGGAGAGUAUACGUGCGCAAUCAGCACGUUCCAGGACGAAGCGAGUAACUCGACGAAGAUGAUCGUUUAUGUGCCAGAAAGCGAUAUGACGGUGCGCACUUACCCCUUCAACAAGACCCAUGUGAACUUAACAUGCGUGGUGACGGGCGCGCGACCGCAGCCGUCUCUGAAGCUCUAUAUCGAGGGUGUCGAAAGCAACAUUGAGAAUCACGGGAAUCACGGGAGCGAACGAGGAUCCUCGACGGACUGGUACAAGGGUAACCCGAGAACGUCGCUGGACAUCAUCGUCGAGGACACGCUGGAUCCCGCCGUCAUCGAAUGCGAAAUGUCGAUCCCGGAAACGGAGUACAAGCGCCGAGAAAGGAUCGUUUACUAUCCCACGCAAUUACUACCCUAUCGUACAAAUGUUUCACAAGGGAGGCACUAUGCGAUGUUACUUGUCGAUAUCCUUUAUAUCGCCAUUCUUAGAUUAAUAUUUACGUAGGAUUAAAGUAGACUUUAAUGGCAAAUUGUGCUCCGGGGAAAUAAACAGAUAUUUAAUGUACUUAAUUUUAAAACGUUUGAGAGCAUCAACUCUAGUUUUGAAAAAAAUAAAAGCAUUUUAUCUUAAA
This is a messenger RNA of Monomorium pharaonis (pharaoh ant), 1432 nucleotides long. RefSeq lists its product as uncharacterized. The transcript has 7 exons. NCBI's taxonomy places the organism in Eukaryota, Metazoa, Arthropoda, Insecta, Hymenoptera, Formicidae. The record is from RefSeq and is a predicted model, not a curated record. Bases 463 to 1305 code for a protein of 280 amino acids.